GCACACACCGUCGUUCUCCCCGUGCUCGUUGCGCACCGCCGUCGAACGGAAUCCGUCGUCCGACAACGCUCCCGUAGACAGUACCCGCUCGUCGUCCGUUCCGUUCGCACUGUGUUCACGUGCACACCAACAGCAGCAACAACAACAACAGCGAUCCGUCUCGUACCCCCGGCUCGCACGUGCUCGUGUCGUCUCCGUCUCGCGGUCAAUCGUGUGCCCUCCAUCCCCGCUGCUCUCGACCACGGUCAUGCGAACCCGCCGCGGCGGACGUGCCAGACGCGCCAUUGACGCGUCGCCCGCUGAGUGCUACCGAUGUCGCUGAUCCUACACCCCUGAGAGUACAGGUGAAGUGAGCAGAUAAACAGAAAAGAAAAAAAAAACAACUCGACAGCCUAUACGCUGUCAUUGAGAUUGCUGUGCGGUGUCAGAAACAUUCAUAGCAGUCUUGGACGUUCACGACAGCAGAGACGCUGCGAUACUCGUAAACGUCCCUUCCUACACAUCCUUCUGCAGCCGGUUAAAUCGCUGCGCCGACGAAAUGAGUGCGUAUCAAACGGCUUCUGUUGUGUACAACAUCCAAAACUCAACGCUCUUCGGCCAUGGCCUGUUUGGCAAUUGCUAUUCGAAUAUUGUGGGAACGGCUGCUACAAUGUUCUUCUCGACACAGUAUCAACCAGUCAUCAUGUCCGUGGUAGGGUCUAUCAUUGUAGGCCUCAGCGGGCUGUUUCCACUUCUCGUUUUGCCAGUGGACGACUCAAUCUCUUUAAAAACUGGCCCUGGAAGUAAACAUUUACGUCUUCUGUUGAGUUUUUCGGUUGGAGGUAUGUUGGGUGAUGUAUUUUUACAUGUUUUGCCCGAAGUAUGGAUCUCAUCUAAGGAUAGAUAUGGGAAUUGGAUUCGUGAUGGCUGGUGGGUGCUAGCUGGAUUGUUGGUAUUCAUUGUAGUCGAGAAAUUGUUUUCGCUAUCAGACGAUGAAGAUAUAAAUGAAUCUAUUGAGAAGAUAGUGUCUCCUAACACAAAUUUGAUCAAUAACAACCUUAAAGAUCUAAAAAAAGUAACAAACUGCAAUAAUGGUGUAUUGGAUAAAGCAAAGAACCACAUACAAAUCAGCGGGUAUUUAAAUUUGUUUGCCAAUUGCAUUGACAAUUUCACUCAUGGUUUGGCAUUGGGAGGAAGUUUUCUCAUAUCACCAAGAGUCGGGUUAUUUACUACAUUAGCAAUAUUGGUUCAUGAAAUUCCGCAUGAAGUUGGCGAUUUUGCUAUUCUCUUAAAGUCUGGGUUCAAUCGUUGGCAGGCUGCAUGUGCUCAAGUAUAUACAGCUUCUGCUGGCAUAUUUGGAGCUCUUACUGCCAUUUAUUGUAGUGGAGUUUCUGGUGACGUGGAGGCAAAGACAUCUUGGAUUAUGCCGUUUACAGCCGGUGGUUUCCUUCAUAUAUCUUUAGUCACCGUACUGCCUGAACUUUUACUCGAGGAGAACCCAAGAGAAUCGAUUAAACAAUUUACGUUGAUAUUAGCUGGAAUUUUAGUCAUGUACGUUAUGUCUCAUCUAUUCGAAUGACCACUGAUGUAUGAUUUUUUCCUGACCCACUCCUUCACCACAUCCCCUUUUACAAAAGACUAUAGUUAUAUUUUUUUAACUCUUUGAUCACAUUAUUUAUGUACCACUUA
Messenger RNA from Sipha flava (yellow sugarcane aphid), 1668 nucleotides. RefSeq names its product zinc transporter ZIP13 homolog (gene Zip99C). Gene Ontology annotation, biological process: intracellular zinc ion homeostasis; zinc ion transmembrane transport. Gene Ontology annotation, cellular component: membrane. Lineage: Eukaryota; Metazoa; Arthropoda; Insecta; Hemiptera; Aphididae. Gene Ontology annotation, molecular function: zinc ion transmembrane transporter activity. The record is from RefSeq and is a predicted model, not a curated record. Bases 539 to 1558 code for a protein of 339 amino acids. The transcript is spliced from 7 exons.